Messenger RNA from Notodromas monacha, 1796 nucleotides. The record is from the annotation of a GenBank genome assembly. Lineage: Eukaryota; Metazoa; Arthropoda; Ostracoda; Podocopida; Cyprididae.
UAUUUCAGGUGUCAUUCGGAAUCCUGCUCCGGCGUUAGAUUAGUGUCGGACAAUGAUCAGUGCGCGUAACAUCACGGCUGAUUUCUCUCAAUCAGACAUAUACUGGUUUGAGAGAAAUUUCGACAGCUAUGCUGGACGUCGAUUCCUGGAGUCCAACUGGCCAUUAGCAUUCGGCACGAUUGCCCUGUACAUAUCGUUUGUCUUUGCUGGUCCAGCGUACAUGAAACGUCGUGAACGCUUUGAGGUGCGGAUUCCACUCAUUCUUUGGAACGUGUUGCUUGCCAGCUUCAGCAUCUUUGGAACAUUCAGGACUGCACCACACUUCUUCAGAUCCCUCAGUACUCGCGGGUUGCAUUGUAUCGUUUGCGACAAUGGGUUUUUCCAGCAACCAGUGGUUGGAUUCUGGUGCUACAUGUUCACGUUGUCAAAAUUGGUCGAGCUCGGGGACACCGUUUUUAUAGUGCUGAGGAAGCAACCCCUCAUAUUCCUGCACUGGUACCACCACAUCACUGUUUUACUCUUCUGUUGGCAUGGAAACUCCGAAUUUUCCUCAACUGGACAGUUCUUUGGCUUCAUGAACUUCACUGUGCACUCACUGAUGUACACCUACUAUGCUCUCAAGGCAGCGAGGAUCAAGCUGCCAACCGUGAUUGCCUUUUUCAUAACCUCAUUUCAGCUGAGCCAAAUGGUUGUUGGUAUCAUUGGCAACUGCUUGGCAUUCUCAUUCAAGAAUGCUGGGCUCCCGUGUAACAUCUCAAACCUGAGCCUGAAGCUGGCGUUCAUAAUGUAUUUCUCAUACUUCGUUCUCUUCGUCAACUUCUUCUACAGAACGUACUUCAAGCGUGGCGCCAAACGCAGCGUUGUCGCCAAAACAGAGCAGGUCAUUUGUCAAGCCCAGAUUCUGGCAAAGAAGGCUAUGUAAUAACUUCAUGAGGCCAACAAGCAAUUGUUCUUGUUUCUUGUAUGUUGAUCUUUUUUUCCUGCUUCUGUUGCAUCAUUGCUGGCUAGUUUUAAAGAGCAGAUCAUGAUAACUGGACGAAUUUGUGGAAAGAUUUUUGUGUGAUAGCCAAGGUUGUACAGGUCCAGACCUUUUUUCGUAAUUCUCUCUUGAAAAAUCCUCUCAACGUCUCCAUUUUGAGGGUCUAGUGUUCGAGUUAGUUAACGCUUGAUUCAGUGCACCAAGCAAGCUCUUUUGUCUGCCUCAAGUAAUCAAUGGAAUCAGUUUCAGAAGUCAGUUGCUGUACCCGGGCUGUAAUGUAGUCUGUUGUUGAUUUAUGUCUGUUGGGACUCGGAGAGAUGUCCUCUGCAGGUGUUUGAGGGACCUGCACAAUCCAGCUUCUGUCCUGGGGUAGGGGUAGAAGUUAUUGUUGUGUUUAAAUAUAACCUAUUUUCAUUUCAGCGAGGGCAAGCACAAAUGCUUUCUAAUGCAUAAAAAGAGAUUUCAACAGCUGCUUUCCAGUUGUACCCUGUACCUAUAUUUGAUGGGGUAAACAGCUGUUUUGUGGCAAUAUCUGCUUAGACCUGCUCUCUGUUCUUUUUUUUUUAUUGCGUACUCUGAAGAAGAUCAUUGUUAUUGCUUGAUGUAAAAGUUUUUAUAUCAAUGGCGGGCUGUAUUUGGCGUUGUCUGGAAACAGGUUGACAGUGGCACGAUACAUUUUGCGAACUUGAUGAAUACGUGUCGCAUUUUGUUCUGUUCCAUGCAGCUCACGUAUUCGGACUUUUGGCAAGCGAGUAUUCUGUGGAUGUAUGUAUUGAUGGCAAAGGCAAAUUCAAUGAAUGGGUGUUUGACAUUCUCA